Molecule: messenger RNA, 345 nt
Organism: Dichotomopilus funicola
Lineage: Eukaryota; Fungi; Ascomycota; Sordariomycetes; Sordariales; Chaetomiaceae
Exons: 5
Coding region: 1-345 (114 amino acids)
Biological process (GO): iron-sulfur cluster assembly
Cellular component (GO): mitochondrion; L-cysteine desulfurase complex
Source: RefSeq, a predicted model, not a curated record
AUGUCUGCCGCGCAGGUCGCCGCGAAACCGGAGUCGGCACAGAGGGUGCUUUCGCUGUACCGACAGCUUCUUCGCCAAGGGAGUCAAUUCUCGGCCUACAAUUUUCGCGAAUAUGCCCGCCGCCGCACGAGGGAUGCGUUUCGGGAAAACAAGGCUGUACAGGAUGAGCAGAAGGUGAAGGAGCUUGUGCAAAAGGGGCAGAAGGAGCUGCAGAUGUUGAAGCGCCAGACGGUGAUCAGCCAGUUCUACGAGAUGAACCGGUUGGUGGUAGAAGGAGGGAUAUCGGGGAAGGACGAAGCGGGACAUGGCGAAACGACAAGACAAAAAGAUACCGGUUGGGACUGA